This is a messenger RNA of Hylaeus anthracinus, 6311 nucleotides long. RefSeq names its product nuclear pore complex protein Nup205 (gene Nup205). The record is from RefSeq and is a predicted model, not a curated record. Gene Ontology annotation, cellular component: nuclear pore; nuclear pore inner ring. NCBI's taxonomy places the organism in Eukaryota, Metazoa, Arthropoda, Insecta, Hymenoptera, Colletidae. The transcript has 7 exons. The coding region runs from base 171 to 5906 and encodes 1911 amino acids. Gene Ontology annotation, biological process: nuclear pore organization. Gene Ontology annotation, molecular function: structural constituent of nuclear pore.
CAAUGUCGUGUAUUCCAAUAGUCUAUGACUAUCAAUAAAUUCGUUGUUCCCGCCAGAGGACCGGUAUUUGUAUUAUGUUGCACGAGAUUUCUUUCUUACCAUUAUAUUUAAGUAUAACAUUUCGACCUGGUAGUUUUGUGUUUUCAUAACGUUUUAUUUAUCAUAAAAUCAUGUCUGAAGAAAAGACAACAACGGAGGACAUGUGGACUCCGUACAAGGAAUUACAGAGUCUCGUAGAACGGUAUAUUACAUCUUCUCCAACCACUCAUGAUUUUCAAUAUCAUGAAUUCACAGAAGCAUUACGAAGCCAUAAACAAAAUUUUCUUACGCUUUUAAAAAAUCCUCCUGCAAAUGCAAACAGUCGAGAAGAGAUAAAAAAAGGAGUAACUGAUGGUAUUACGCCUCCUGGUUUGGGAUGUCAACUGUUAUUAUCGAAAGAACUAGUUGACAAAACUCUCAUUAUAUCAGAUAUGUAUAAUCUUAACGAAUUCAUGGCUUUGGAUCUUCUCUGCACGGCUCAGUUGCAAAUGCCACAUCAUCCUGGUUUACCUUUGGGAUUAACAGCCAUCUUAUUAUAUUAUGAUGGAAAGAAAGCACUUACGUCAACUUUAAGAAUGCUUGUACAAGCUAGAAUGGGGCAUAGUUGGAAAAUUGAUGCUCCUAUUGCUCUAAUAAGACACAUCACAGAAUAUACAAAUAAAUUGCAAGAAGAUGAUUUAUUAGAUAGAAUUUUAUCUUUAUUGGAACAAAUGGAUCCUGCUAAGGAACAGGAAUUACUAGAAAAAAAUCGGGCACUAGGUGGACCAAAACAUCGUUACAUGGUUAUGAAACUUUUCAAUGAUUCUAGACAGGAUUUGGCGGAUAUUUUAUAUUUGUGGUCAGCUCAAUCUUCGUUACCAAAUACAGUCUUAUUUCAUUUAUUAUCUGUAUUACAAACGAAACGAAUAGAACCUGAAGCGUGCAAGGAAGGGCCAGAUAAAGUCACUCUCGCUCUUAUAAUGAGCGUUUUGAAUGCAAUUAAUUUUAAUUCAUUACACACUCGCGAGAACGGCGAAGAGUUGAUAAAUUCUAUGCCAUUGAUUGCGCAAGCUGAUGCGCACGAAGAACUAUAUCAGAAAUUAAUAUCGACUAAUAUCAAUUGGGAGAGCGCUGGAUUGCAUGGACUUAUACAGUUUGCCUAUGCAGUUGCUUUGCCAGCAAUUAAAGCUGCAAUUAACGCGCAAUCCACGAACAAAACCAACGAUGACGGAAGACUGUUGGACGCAGCUUUGUCAAAUAAAUGCUUCCACUUUAUGGCCGAAGUAUUAUUUAAAAACAAAAGCAUAUAUUGCGAAGAAUUUUAUAUUCGUUACUUUCAUUCUCUUAUCUCCGACUUCAUAUUACUGAUGCCGCUAAAACUUAAAAAUCUACGGAGUCGUGCGGACGAAUCCAUGCGUUUAAUACAAGCGUAUCAGCAAGAGGGACUCGAGCCUCCUUUGAAUUUAGAUAAUCACUUCAAAUAUUUAAUGUUAACGAUAGCGGAACUGUAUAAAGAGGAUCCUCUAAAACUUGAUUUAGUCAUGGAUUAUUGGUGUUACCAUUCCGAUUCCGCGCACGUAACCGCUCCUGCCUUUACUAAUCGUUUGCCAUCCAGGCAAGUUGCUCUAUUCAAAUUCGUACGUCUCGACGAUGAAAUAUUACCAGCUGGACUGUUCGUACCGUAUCUGAAAAUGAUAGCGUCUCUUGCUUCUUCUCCGCAAGCAGCGAGACAGGCAUUCAACUUUUUGAAACCAAAUGGAACUUCGGGAUCGACAACUAUUUCUUGGGAUCACUUCUUCGGUUCUUUAACUCGAUAUUACAUGAACCUCCGAAAAGAAUUACCCCCUAGCCAAGACACUGUUUACCGUCAAAGAGGUCAUCCGAAAGGUAUUACACCGGACGAAGUGAAAGGAUUGAAGGCGGUGUUUUUGGUGGUCCAAGUAAUAGCAAAAAACGACGAAAUGUCGAGAAUAGCAAUAUGCGAUCAUCCAGGAUGGAAAGUGUUGCCGUCCUUAAUCGGUUUAGUAAGCUGUGGGAUACCGAUUCCCUUAAAAGCUGUUUUAGUACGAACCCUUGCUGCGUUAGCAAGAUCCCCUGAAAGUUCGUCGACCGUAUGGCAAAGUUUAGAAGCUGCCCAGAUAAUCUCAACUAAACCAACCACAAGUAGCUAUCAACCAAGAGGUGUUCAAACCGAAUUAGAGGAGAUCGAAUCUAAAAAGGAUGAAUAUCCGCUGACGCGAGCAGUGUUGGAACUUUUAGACGUACUUACAGAUUUUCCUAUUCCACGAUUAUUGGGAAUGGGUCAGCGCAUUCCCGGCUUCGAUCCAUAUUUGCAUUUUAUUAUCAAUACUGUUUUUCUGAAGUUCCAUACGCGGUCUUAUAAGAAUCCAGCUGAGAAGUGGGAAGUCGCAGAAGCAUGUUUAAAAAUAUUCUCAAAGCUUAUGAAACAAUACGAGCCUUCCGUGGAAGAUUUCACUGGGUGCAAGAUGGAGCUCCAAAGUGGAGAAACCACGUUGGUUAAUUCUGCUCCUGGUUAUCAUUUAAUGACUCAAUUACAUUCCAAGUCGGAGCUCCUCCAUGUUAUAUUAUACAUUCUCGACAAGGGUUGCUUCAACUUCGACACAUACGAACCUUUUCCUGGUAAAAAGAAUCUAGAAAACGCUACCCUUUAUUGUUUAGAAAUAUUAGAAAGGGAAUUGAAGACGCAACACAAUUAUAUGUCGCAACUGGCAUCUGCGAAGUCGAUACACAAAAUUUUAACCGGAUUGUCCAGAUUACUGUUGGAGGUAGAUCCUCAAACGAAGAGGCCUGAUUACAUGAUAAACGUUGCCAAAUACGUGUCCUACAGUUCCUGGUUACCGCAACACGCGUUCCAUGCCGUUGGUGUAAUUCACGAAGUGACGAAUGAGCCGGGAGCAGACUCUGAAUUGCUUUCUACGUUCACGGCUACUCCUACUUUAGCCACGAAUAUUAGACACGGUUUCGUGGAGUGCUUAGACAUGGAUAUUACCAUCGACGAGGACACCGAGUUGACUGAGAAGCAGUACACCGGCAAUUGUAAGGAACGAAUUUUGCUCUUGAUGAUGCAGAGCAUCACACGACCUACGCCGAAUCUUUCUCACUAUCUCCUAGGAUUCAAAAUCACCAAAGACAUUAAAAAGACUAUACUACAACAACCUGGUAUCUUUGGAUUUCCACGGACGUGCUUACACUCUAUAUUAGGGAUUCUGGAACAGUCUCUCGAACGCGGACGUGACAAGAUAACGGAAGCUUGCUACUGCUUUCUUCAUACGUUGGCUGCGAAUAACAAAACAUCGGUUCCUGUAUUGAGAUUCUUACGAACCAGCGCCAAUCAAGACUUUGUACAGAGACACCUUCUAAAAUUGCCGUUUGAAGGACCGAACACGGCAACAGAGCUCGGCUGUAUGUCCUGGUUGUUGAAGAUAGCUGCGAUCGAAUUGCACGUUAUCAGUAGAAAGUUUCAGAGUUCCCUCGUUGAACGACUGAUGGGAAAAUUUGACCAAGAACAAGGUCAGACUGUGCCCUUACAGAAACUUCUGAUGGAUCUUUUGCAUUAUGUUGAAUUUCAACUCCAAGUGGACCCACCAUUGUCUUUGGACUUUUUCGAUCCAUCACAAGUUGAGAUGGUUUUGGGCCGUUGUAGCGUUCCAGUUACUUUGAUAGGUGGUCCUCGGCUUAUAGAUAUCAGAAAAUUACAUUCCCUCAUCACCGAGGAACUAUCCGUUACACAGAACAGCGCGACUGCGACUCAGCGUAAUCUCAUGCAGCAAGAAGUACAGAAAAUUCUGAUGCAUGCCUUGAAAAGGAAUCAAACGAAAUUGUUGUCCUACGCCAUGGUUAAAUUCGUAGAAGGCUGGUGUCAAACAACAGAGAUAUUCUUCUCCGUAGCUACCAAACAACUGCUUCCUACGCCACAGAAACAGAAUUUACUGUUGAAUUUGUCUCACGACCUGCUGCAGAAAAUGACAUCCUGCGAAGCUUUGAAUGAAAUCAAAACUUUAGUAUCCGGUACGGUGCUGAUGUUGCUAGUGAACCUGCGAAACAGUUUCAUUACCCAAACCGACACAGAAUCGUUUCCAUCCUCUCCUUCGAAUACAACGAUGAUGAAAAUUAUCCUGAGCCACAUUUUGCAGUGGAUUCUAAACGCAGGCGCUUCCUCUCAAAAAGUAAUUACGCAUUUAUAUGCAGCUUUGUUAAAUUUCCUCUGCGUAGUUGGUUUGGAGAAGUCAGAAAGCGCAAACUUUGUAGAUUUCAUGUACGUUAGUCAGUUAAAUAGUACAGUGAACAGGAUCAUGCCCGUUCAAGAACGUUCUCAUCGGUACGCGACGAUACAAGUUAUAAACAGCUUCGGGAAUAAGUUGAUGAACAUUUUGUGCCACAAUUGCUCCGGCGGCCACGACGUCUGUAAAAUGUUGGCGUUGUCCUGCUUGGAUAAAAUUUUGGAAUUGGACUACGACAAUGCGUGGGUAAUCUACUUAGCCAGCAGGGGCUAUUUGAAACACAUGAUAGACAGUCUUUCAGAAUCUGACAAUAUGUUACGUAGUAUGUUACAACCGGAGCCACGGACGUUGAGACCACUGUACUUGUACGAGGCGAAAAUGGCAACGUUUUGUAGAAUAGCUUCGACGAGGCUAGGUGCCGAGAGCCUUUUAGAAAAUAAGAUCUUGUCGUGUUUGUCGAGCAUGGUCGUUUUCGAUCACCAUCCCGACGUUCACAUAGGCUUCGAAGGUGGUGACUACUCUUUCGUACCUUCCAUUGGUCAACGCUAUCAGCAAAUUUUCUUGCCAACUUUGUAUCUCUGCGAUGCACUGCUGACCACUCUGGGAACGGAGAAUCAAUCAUGCGCCAUACAAAUUUGUGGAUUUCUACAAAGUCAUAGAGAUACCAUCGAGAUGGUGCUACGAAAUGCAUUUCCAAAGGCGAACACUCUAUUCUUAAAAGAGGUUGCAUGUCUCACGGGUGUAAUAUCCAGAUCUGCAAAUAUCGACAUGUACAAGUUAGUGGACGAAGAAUUGGCGAAAUCAGACUACGAUGAUCGGAAAUUGGAUGACCCUAGCGGAAUGAGGGAGCUUCGUGCUCAUCUCUACCGGUUACAGAAACUAAUGCUCUCUUUAUUGUGUAAAUUUCAAUUGCAACCAGCUCCGAUUCGCUUGAGUCACGAACAGACGGAUGCGAACCAACAGCACAUUUCUUCAGUUCAGAUUGUUGCAAAUGUCAUGUUGUACACGCGUAAUCAAAUGCAGCACAGCAGAAUGGAUCAAAUGAUGUGGAACGUGCUGUUUGAGCCUCAUUUUACUCCAAAAUUAGAUGGAAGGGAAGACAGGAUGAAAGAUUCAACUGGUGGAUUACAUUUAGGGACAAUCGUCGAGCAACUUGUAUCCGUAACGAAAUUAUUGCACACAGAGCUACCACAUAUUGAUACUCUUAUAAAGAAGGUAGCUAUUAUAGGGGAAAUGAACACAACAGAGUUAAAGCAAUAUCUAUCCGAGGAAGAAGCCGAACUUACUGUACAGAAGAAACGGGUGAUAGUCGAACAGCGAUUGAAUCGCUGGGUAAAAGAGAAACGCCAAAAUAUAAAAUAUAGUUCGUUUAUAAUAGAACAUGCUUUGUACAUUCUGUGGAGUCAUUGCGACUUCUACAUACCGCAGGAUACACAGCGGCAUAAUCAAAUGCAAGGCAUAGAUGAAGUGACAUGGAAAAUAUCUUCGGAGACGAAAAUGGAAUUAAAACAAGGUCUCGUAGCAACAUUCACAGAUAGUUUUAUUACACAAUUACUAGAUAUACACAGUGAAUACGCAACAGUGGAUCAUAGCUUUAUCGAAGUCCUUGUAAGAAAAAUUAAAAGACUACAACAAUUUACGGUAUAAGACUAUUGUUCGAAUGGCUAUAUAAGAACAUAUUUUUUUACACGUCUGUGUGUAUGUACAAUCGAUUUACGAAAAUUACGCAAACAGUAUUUAUUAUAAAAAUUAACCAGAACUGAUCAAAGCGUACAAUUAUGUAAUACAAUUUACAAUUAUUCAGUCCUGGAUAUGUACAAGAUAAUUUGGUUGGAAAAGAAUUUAGGUCAUACAUACUUUUUAUCGAUUAAUGUUUACAAAUCAGAAUUGAAUGCUUAUAAUAAUUUUGUUGAUAUACGUAUAUAUAUAUAUACCAUUUUGUAAUAUUUUGCUGAACGCAAUAAUAUAUUAAAAAUAAUCUGUCAUAGUUAUAUUCCGUUACUAUGUUAAUUGUGGUAUCUAUAAUUAAUAAAUUAAAUACUAAAAUACUUA